AGGGGGAUGGCGUGCCACCUCAGCUCUCCCGGCCAUUUCGGUGGUGGAAAUGGGCGCCGCCACUCCACUACUGUUAAAUAACCACCUCUCUCGUGCCACCAGCCGCCCCCUAGCCCUUGCGUGCGACGCGGCAUAAGCGAAAUGGACAAAGACAUCCUGCCCAAGUACACGCUCUUUGAUGAGCGUGUCGCGCGCCGCCCCAAGGCUCCCUCCCUCCGGAGGAUCCUGAAAUUGUCCCUACUGGCCGGCUUGGUGUGGGCGUUAUGGACGAGCCACUCGUCUAAAUCUACUCCGCGGACAAUCCUCUCAUCUGACCGUCUGCGCGCCGACUACGCCACGUGCGCCAAGUUGAGACACAAGCCACAAGACCCCAGUGGCCCCCGUGAGCGUAACGCUCGCUACCUCGACGGCCACAAGCCAUAUCUCAUCCGCAAUGCCUCAGUUUGGACGGGUGAGCCGAACGCUCAUCACGGCGUCUCCGAUGGCGAGCGCCGAGAGCAGCCUGCUUACUCAUGGAUCCACGCGGACGUCCUGCUACACCAUGGAUUGAUCAAACGAGUAGAAGCCGACAUCGCCGCGGCCGAUCUGCCUGAUGACUACGUCGUCUAUCAGGCCCACGGCCGUCCGCUGACGAGCGGCAUCGUGGAUAUGCAUUCCCACGUCGGUGUGAGCUCCAUGUUUGAAGGCUCCUCGGACGACAAUGAGCUGUCCAAUGACAUUACCCCGUUCGUGCGCUCCAUCGAUGGUUUCAAUCCCCUCGAGGAGCACAUCCAGAUAGUCAAGUCUGGUGGAGUGACUACUUCUCUCAUCCUGCCGGGUUCCGGCAACAACAUGGGCGGCGAGGCAUACGUCGUCAAGCAUGCGGUAGGCAAGGCUGAUGGCCGUUCCGAGAUCAGUGCUGAAGACAUGCUCGCCGACCCAGAAAAAUUGCUUCGCUACAUGAAAAUGGCCUGCGGAGAAAACGCAAAAAGAGUGUAUGGCAAGGUUGGCCGCGACUUUGGGCCCUUCUCGAGACUCGGCGAGGCAUGGUACUUCAGGCACGCAUUUGAGCAAGCCUCCGCCCUCGUAGCCGCACAAGACGACUGGUGCAACGCCGCAGACCGUCUCGGAGCGCACAAAAUGUCCGGAUACCUCCCUCAAGAUCUGAAAUGGGAGAGUCUUGGCGCUCUUCUCCGUGGCCAAGUGCUGCUCAACACCCAUUGCUACACCAUUCCCGACCUGGAAUCCUUCGUCGGAUACACAAACGAGUUUAACUUCUCCGUGAGAGCAUUCCAUCACGCCCACAUGACUUAUCUCGUCCCAGAGAUCCUCAAACGAGCAUAUGGUGACCGCCCUCCUGCCUCGGCCCUCUUCGCCGAUCAAAUGUACUACAAAGCCGAGUCGUACGUAGCCUCCGAGCAGGCAGGUAAGAUCUUGUGGGAGAACGGCCUCACUCCCGUCUACGUGUCCGACAACCCGGUGCUGAACGCACAGCACGUCGUAUUCGAAGCCGCAAAAGCGUACAAAAAUGGCCUUCCGUACCACGUCGCCCUCGCUGGCGUCACGAGCGCUUCUGCUGACAUCCUUGGCUUGGGCGAGCGAAUUGGCAAAGUGAAGGCAGGCUUCGAUGCUGAUAUUGUGGUUUGGGAUUCCGACCCCUUGUCUGUCGGAGCUGCCCCUGUACAAAUCUGGAUUGACGGCACGCCUCAGUAUGAGCACCCUGUAGAGCUGAAAAAAGCACUCCACGGACCGAUUGAGCAUCAGAGCUACCUGGCCUCGAUCAAAGAAGAAGUGUCUGAGCGGUCCGAGGUCAUUUUCUCCGGCAUCACCAAGAUUCUGUCCUCAACUCACGAUGCGACCUUGUCCGAGCACACCCAUGGCAACGUCAUUGUCAAGGAUGGCGCAAUCUCAUGCCUGGGCGAGUGCGAGAACGAGCUCGCCGCAGCUCAAGAGCGUGGAGCGCUCGUCGUUACUCUUGAGAACGGUCACAUCGCCCCGUCGCUGACUACAUUCGGAUCUUCCCUGGGCCUGGUCGAGAUUGCCGGCGAAUCAGUGACACAAGAUGGCUCCAACGGCGAUGAAAACUUCAGCCGUGCCGUCGACGGACUGGCCUUUGAUGCGAAGGAACUACACGCAGCCUUCUCUCACGGCGUCACCAAGGCAAUCACCGCGCCACUGUACAAAUUUGGCGGUUUCUACGGUGUGAGUGCGGGUUUUGCUACCGGCGCACUGCACGCGCAAGAAAAGGGAGCCGUGUGGAAGGACGAGGUGGCAUUGCACUACGCCCUCGCCAAAUCUACCGCCUCACCAUCGUUGUCCAGCGCAAUCGGUGCACUCAAAGCGAAACUCAUCCAAGCCAUCAACGCCAACGAAACCGACUCCUCCACUCGCCCCGAGCAGCGCUAUCUGAAAAAGGUAGUCCAGGACAAAAUGGCUCUAGUCAUCCAAACCGACAGCGCAGACCAGAUCGCCUCGCUUCUCCGCCUCAAAGCAGAAGUCGAAGCCGAGAUCGCAGCCAGCACCACCGUCGACAUCGUCCCGCACCUCCGCAUGAUCAUCCAAGGCGGCGCCGAAUCCCACCUUCUCGCCGCGGAGCUCGCCAAAGCAAACGUAGCCGUCAUCCUCUCGCCCCUGCUUGCCUCUCGUGGAAGCUGGGACCAGCGACGCGCUCUGACCGGCGCUCCGCUGACCAACGGCACAGCGAUCGACGUCCUUCACGCCGCCGGAGUGAAAGUAGCCAUCGGGACAGAUGAGCAGCUCCCCACGAGGGACUUGUAUCUCUCCGCCGGCAUUGCGCACGCGAACAGCAACGGCAAAAUCAGCGAGACCGAAGCGUUGGCUUUCGUGUCCUCUAACAUCUAUGACAUCUUGGGCUUGAAGAAGAUUCACAGCGAUGCCAUUCUGCAGGAAUUCACCGUGUUCGAGGGCAACCCGUUGGAGAUUGAUGGGCAGAUCCGAGCGAUUGCUGACGGGAGGGGAAAGGUCAGCGUGCGCUUGUGAGGCACGUCGACAAUCACACUCGUUUGAUACAGAAACGAACAUUUGACGUUCCAGAUGCAUGGAUACAAGAUAGGUAGCUAUGCCAAAAGAAUA
This is a messenger RNA of Neohortaea acidophila, 3072 nucleotides long. RefSeq lists its product as uncharacterized. The coding region runs from base 142 to 2979 and encodes 945 amino acids. NCBI's taxonomy places the organism in Eukaryota, Fungi, Ascomycota, Dothideomycetes, Mycosphaerellales, Teratosphaeriaceae. Gene Ontology annotation, biological process: N-acetylglucosamine catabolic process. The transcript has a single exon. Gene Ontology annotation, molecular function: N-acetylglucosamine-6-phosphate deacetylase activity. The record is from RefSeq and is a predicted model, not a curated record.